Messenger RNA from Octopus bimaculoides (California two-spot octopus), 4667 nucleotides. Its product is annotated as mitogen-activated protein kinase kinase kinase 10. Gene Ontology annotation, biological process: protein phosphorylation. Gene Ontology annotation, molecular function: JUN kinase kinase kinase activity; ATP binding. Lineage: Eukaryota; Metazoa; Mollusca; Cephalopoda; Octopoda; Octopodidae. The record is from RefSeq and is a predicted model, not a curated record.
UAUUUUCUUUCCAUCUAAUGGUCACACACACACACACACACACAACGCACACACAGCACACAUUGCAUUCUGUUGUUUAUAUCCAUAUUGCAGUGUUUUGAAUUUCUGAGAGCAUGUAAUGCCAAGUGCUGCAACAACCAGCAACUGGACAUUGGUCAACACUUUUCUAAGUGUGACCUUAACUAACAUUAACACACUCUCCCCAACUGACUCAUUCACUGCUCAAUCCUUUUUCACACAAAACAACAACAGCUGUUGCGAAGAUACAAAUAAUAUUAGAAGUAGUAGUAGUAGUGUUAGUAGUACUAGUUGUCCAGUUUCUGCUCACACCUGUGGUCAAUGCCCUAACAAAAGUGGUGCUGGUUGGGGACAAGUCUGGCUCAGACUGUGUCCAAAGAAUCUAUUGCCACAGCCGAACGUGUGCAAUUGGCUGACCGGUUCCAUGGAAACUGGCACACGAACUGGGAGUAGCAAUGACAAACAGGUAAACAAGCCGAUCUAUCAUCAUCAUCAACAUCAAGAUGAAGGGAACACGGAUGGUGACAGUAGAGGAGGAGAGGAAGACGGGAGGAAUAAGUAUGGUGGUCGUAAAGAUUCCAGUGGCUACUUCAGUGGUGCACUGAGAGGCUGUACAGGACAGACUAACAACAGUAGUGGCAGUGGUGUGUCUGCCAGUGGCACGGAAGAUGACUCUGAUGUAGAACAUCCUCCUCAUCAUCAUCAUCAUCCUCAAGUGUUAUACUCACACUCCAUGUCAACCAAUCAAGGUCACCCCCAACCUCCCUCACAACAACCAACCAGGUCGAGCUCCAUGUUGACGGCCCUGUACGACUACGAGCCGAGCAGGAUUGACGAACUGAAACUGCAUCGGGGAGAACAGGUGGAACUGUUGUCGAAAGACACCGAGUCGGGGGAUGAUGGCUGGUGGACUGGUCGAGUCAAUAACCUUGUUGGGGUGUUUCCAUCUGAAUUUGUCACAGACAAAAAAAUCUCUGCUGACGGUCCACCCGAGAUUGAUUUCUCAGAAUUGAAAUUGGAGGAUAUAAUUGGUGUUGGCGGUUUUGGGAAGGUGUAUCGGGGUACCUGGAAGCAGGAGGAAGUUGCUGUGAAGUUGGCUCGUCAAGAUCCUGAUGAGCCUGUCAAUGAAAGGAUGGAGAAUGUCCACCAGGAGGCCAAACUAUUCUGGCUCCUUAACCAUAAAAACAUUGCUGCCCUGAAGGGUGUCUGUCUCAAGGAACCUAACUUAUGCCUCAUCAUGGAGUAUGCAGCUGGUGGCUCACUCAAUCGAGUCUUAAGUGGUGGCCGACGCAUUCCACCUGAUAUUUUGUUGGACUGGGCCAGACAGAUUGCACAAGGAAUGCAGUAUUUACAUGAGGAUGCACCUCUGUCUCUCAUACAUCGGGAUCUUAAAUCCAGCAACAUUCUUCUGAAAGAGAAAAUUGAAGAAAAUGAUUUGCAACAUAAAACUCUGAAGAUCACCGAUUUUGGUCUGGCGCGAGAGGUUUGUAAGACGACCAGGAUGAGUGCUGCUGGAACUUAUGCAUGGAUGGCUCCCGAAGUAAUCAAAAUGUCCAAAUUCUCUAAGAAUAGUGAUGUAUGGAGUUACGGUGUUGUAUUAUGGGAACUUCUAACAGGCGAAAUCCCUUACAAGGGUAUCGAUGCCCUUGGGGUAGCUUACGGAGUUGCUGUCAACAAACUCACUCUACCACUGCCAUCAACAUGUCCAGCAAUGUUUUCGGAACUCAUGACUCAUUGUUGGAGGCAAGAACCACACGAAAGACCAUCUUUCUGCCAAAUUUUGAAGCAACUGGAAGAAAUUGCUUCUUCGUCUUUCAUGACCACCCCUCAAGACUCAUUCCAUACAAUGCAGGAAGAUUGGCGUCAGGAGAUAGAACACAUGUUUGAUGAACUACGGAGUAAAGAGAAGGAGCUGCGAAACCGUGAAGAGGAACUGACCAAAGCUGCAGUGCAGCAGAAAAUCCAAGAGGAACUGCUGAAGAAACGGGAGCAGGAGCUGGCUGAGCGUGAAAUUGAUCUUGUCCAACGGGAGUUGAAUGUCAUGUUUAUACAGCAGGACAUCAACAAACCAACACCAAAGAAGAGAAAAGAUAAAUUCCGUAUGUUUCGAAACAGACCUGAAAUCGGUGGAAAGACGAUCAGUGUGCCAUCAAACUUCCAGCAUAAGAUCACUGUCCAGCAGGAGCAAUCAUCCUACCAAGGUUAUUCAAAUCCUGACAGUCCUCCACUGCAAUCUCAACAAGCUGCACCACUAAGACUGCGAGCCAUUGCAUUUCCAGUAGAUGGUGUCAAAGGCAAGACUUGGGGUCCAAGCUCGGUCCAGAAGGACCGUCAUCAGCGGACAUCUGUUGACUUUGCUGGCGGGCGUUGGUCGAAGAGUACCCCUAACCUAGAGAAAUCCCUUUCUCAGUUGGGUGGCCACUCAAAUAUGGGUGCUUUGAUGGAGCUUUAUGAUGAUGAAGAUAUUUGGCCCUUCGACUUGGACAACAGAUUCGGCAUUCCUUCAACUAUGCGCACCCCUAGCACAUCUUCACCUGUAGAUGGCAGCACCCUCAAACGGUUCUCAGUCCGUAAGCAGUGUGACGUUGAGCUAUAUAACAUGGCAGCCUUAUUAGCAGUGUUCGGUGCUGGCUAUGACAUUCGUAUCUCCAACAAGGGUGCUGUUCAUCCUAAUGCACACACCCCCACUGACAGUUCACCAUGGAGAAGUGCUAAUGAGGCCCGUGUAGCACCUGGUAGGAAGGAUUCCACUUAUAAAGGACAGGAUCCUUAUUUCUCUACGAUGUGGGACCAGGUUGGCACUGCAACUGAAGGCGAUUACAAAGCUCCAUCUGGUGGUCAUAAUUCAUAUAUUCACAACACCUACCAUGGCUUACCCACACGCUACCGUCCAACUCCAAGCUUCGACAAACCUAUUCAUUUUUGUGAACAGUCUUCUGGUGAGUUAAGUCAAAAUGAUGCUGAGAUGUAUCCAGGUGCAUCUCAAGCCACUAGUGAAUCAGUUUUAAUAAAUUUAGCAUCUGAGAAGUACAAUCCAUCUGUCUUCCAGAGGCAAUCCUCUGAAGGCAGUAAUUAUGAUUCUGCUCGGACUUCGAAACCCCCAAGCACACACCGUCUCUCUGUUACAUUUGAAGACGAACAAAACCCUGAUUACAAACUACCUACUUAUACCCACAAACGUACACCGUCAAAUACCUCCACUGCAUCAAACCCUGCCCACGAUUAUGAGAGUUACCACCUCACUGAACGGUGGGUACAGGACACGCAACCCCUACCUCCAAAGUGGGGAUACAGUUCAAGGCCUGUUGAACCACCCUCAACUCUGGACCUCGGUCGUCAACCGACCCCAUCGGGAUGGUACUCUAAUCAAUCGCAUGCACCUUACACACAAAAGCGUGAUUCACCAUAUGAAUCUACUCCUUAUGGAUCGACUCGGUCCAGACUCUCGCCUGGCAACACCUCUCCACAUAACCUCCUUGAUAUUGAUGUGGAGGGUCAAAGCCAAGACAGUACUCAGCCCCUAAUGGAAUCACAAAUGAUGUACUCUAGAAACCGUGUCCCUAAUAUAUCUGAGCUGGAGAAAGAAUUUUUAUAAUUGAUAGCAACAACAAUAAUUUUAUCAGUGAUGAUGAUGAUGAUGAUAAUUAUUUUAAUAUUAACAAUUCUGUUAUAAAUAUUAUGUUAUUGACUAAUGAUUGAUGGUUCUCUAUUCACCAGUCUUCUGUGGUGGUGGUAGUAGGGGGGGGGGUGUCAUAACUAUAUUGUUUGAACAGCAGAGAAAACUCCCAUCUGUUGUUUCACUUUGAUGAUAAUAAUGAUGAUGAUGAUGAUAACAGUGUUAAUGUUGGUGAUGAUGAUGAUUUUGGUAAUGAUGAUGAUGAUGGUGGUGAUGAUAGUUUUUGUAUAUAUAAAACAUCAUUUAACAAUAAAUUUCAGUCUCCUAACUUGUAAAAUAACGAAUGUAAAACUCAUUAUGAAGACGUGUCAAAGAAAUUAACCCCCAACGCUCUAGCACCUCCUCACUCAUUCAUCUUACACCUGUCAGUUGAUUGGAUGAUGAGAGAAGGAAGAUGAUGGUUAACCUGGAUAGAUAAUUGAAAGAGAGGUCAUUCCUCAUCCCAAAUGUCACACUUCUUAAUCUACUGAUCAACUAUAUAACCACAUAUUGUUCUUGUUUUAUUUUACUAAUUAUUUAUCUCUUUUAGUGGGUUGGAUAGUUCUACAAAGUUUUGGAUAUCUAUAUUUAUGAAAGUAAUCCUAAUAAGAGUUGUAGGGAUUUUCUGAACACCUUAACCAUGUCAUUUAGGGUUCAUUUUUGUCUACUCUAAAUUCCACAUACUGUUGUGGUCAGGCUCAGCUGUGAUAUGCCUUAGCUCAGUACAAAGGCUGGAAUGGCAUUAACUACUGAGGUAGUUGCACUGAAGCAAGAAGAGUGGUGUGUCUUGUCUAAGGAACACAGCACGAUGAUAGCUAUGUUACUCUGCUAGCUAGACUGUCAGUUAAGGAGAGUGGUGUGUCUUGUCUAGUGGUAGUGAGUUGUCUUUGGGAAGUAAACGGGAUAUCCUAUGACAAAUCGCACACACACACACACACACACACACACACACACGUUGUCAUGAGGUGUGUCACCCCCACCCCACCACUGUCAU